AAAAAAAGAAAAAACAACAACCAAGAAAUGUCUCGUGAACUUACUCUCUUUGAAGCAGUUCUUGCUCUGUUCCUAACUCUGUUUUACAACUCCCAUGGCUACUUCCUGCCAACAGGAUCUGUAGGAAUCGGUUUCAACGGUUACUUCACAUUAACCAACACGACACAACACACACAUGGUCAAGCGUUCGACAACGAACCAGUUUCAUUCACAAACUCAUCAACAAACCUCACAACAUCUUUCUCCAUCAACUUCAUCUUCGCUAUCGUCCCUGAGCAUAACCACCAAGGCUCACACGGUAUGGCUUUCGUUAUCUCUCCCACAAGAGGCCUCCCCGGAGCUUCCUCCGAUCAAUACUUGGGAAUAUUCAACGAGACAACCAACGGUAAAAGCUCUAACAACGUCAUAGCUAUCGAGUUAGAUAUCCAUAAAGACCAAGAGUUUGGUGAUAUUGAUGAUAAUCAUGUUGGGAUUAACAUUAACGGUAUGAGUUCUGUUAUCUCUGCUUCUGCUGGUUACUAUGAUGAUGAAGAUGGAAGGUUUAAGAAUCUUUCUUUGAUUAGUAGAAAUGUAAUGAGGCUAUCUAUAGUUUAUAGUCAACCUGAUAAACAGCUCAAUGUUACUCUAUUCCCUGCUGAGAUCUCUGUUCCUCCUAGAAAACCGCUUUUGUCGUUAAACCAAGAUCUCUCUCCAUAUUUGCUUGAGGAAAUGUAUCUUGGAUUCACUGCUUCUACUGGUUCAGUUGGGGCAAUUCAUUACAUGAUGGGUUGGUUUAUAGAUGGAGAGAGCAGUUAUCCAAGAUUGGAGUUUGGUAAGCAACCAAACCUUCCUCCUUAUCCAAAGAAAGCUUCUCAUAAAACAAGAACCAUUUUAGCAAUCUGCUUAACCGUGUCCAUGCUUGCUGCCUUUGUCGCCUCGUGGUUUGGUUUUGUCUUUUACUUGAGACACAAGAAAGUUAAAGAGGUUCUUGAGGAAUGGGAGAUACAAUAUGGACCUCAUAGGUUUUCUUACAAGGAGCUUUACAAUGCCACAAAGGGUUUCAAGGAGAAACAACUUCUUGGGAAAGGAGGUUUUGGUCAAGUCUACAAAGGAAAUCUUCCAGGUUCUGAUGCAGAGAUCGCUGUGAAACGGACUUCUCAUGAUUCAAGACAAGGGAUGAGAGAGUUUCUAGCCGAGAUAUCCACCAUUGGUCGUCUCAGACAUCCAAAUCUAGUCAGGCUUUUGGGGUAUUGUAGGCAUAAAGAACAUCUCUACUUGGUUUAUGACUACAUGCCUAAUGGAAGUCUUGACAAGUAUCUAUACCGUAACAGUGAGAAUCAAGAACGGCUUGCUUGGGAGACACGUUUCAAUAUUAUAAAGAACAUUGCAUCUGCGUUGCUAUAUUUGCAUCAAGAAUGGGUACAAGUCAUUAUUCAUAGAGAUAUUAAACCGGCUAAUGUACUAAUCGACCAUGAGAUGAAUGCGAGGCUAGGAGAUUUUGGAUUGGCUAAGAUGUAUGAUCAGGGAUUUGAUCCGCAGACAUCUAAAGUAGCUGGAACAUUUGGGUAUAUUGCACCUGAGUUGCUAAGAACAGGAAGAGCAACUACGAGCACCGAUGUUUAUGCAUUUGGGCUGGUUAUGCUUGAAGUAGUCUGUGGUAGAAGGUUGAUAGAGAGACGUGCAGUGGAGAAAGAAGAAGUUCUUGUGGAUUGGAUACUAGAGCUUUGGGAGAAAGGAGAAGACAUUCUUGAUGCGGCUGAAGAUAACAUACGUGAGGAACAGAACAGGGGACAAGUUGAACUUGUUUUGAAGCUAGGUGUGUUGUGUUCCCAUCAAGGUGUAUCCAUUAGACCAGCGAUGAGUACUGUUAUGCAGUUUCUGAAUGGCGUUUCAGAGCUUCCGGAUAAUCUUCUUGAUGUCAUGAGGGAUGAGAAGUUGAGAGGAUUGCCUGAGACGUCAGUGGAAAUGCUACUUGGUUUGAAUUCAUCAACGAUUACACAUUCUUUAGUCUCAAAUGGACGCUAAGUACUGAAAUUUGCCAAAUAAAGGCUAUUCUUUGAAUACUAAGAAGACUAGAUGAUAACCCACGCCAUGCGCGGGAUGAGUUUUUUUAAAAUAUGUUGUAUUGAAAUAUUAUAAUUAGAAUGCAUUUUGUUAUCAAGAUUUUUUUUUACAUUUGA
This is a messenger RNA of Raphanus sativus (radish), 2159 nucleotides long. RefSeq names its product L-type lectin-domain containing receptor kinase V.5-like. NCBI's taxonomy places the organism in Eukaryota, Viridiplantae, Streptophyta, Magnoliopsida, Brassicales, Brassicaceae. The record is from RefSeq and is a predicted model, not a curated record. Gene Ontology annotation, molecular function: carbohydrate binding; ATP binding; protein kinase activity. The transcript has a single exon. Gene Ontology annotation, biological process: protein phosphorylation. Bases 28 to 2004 code for a protein of 658 amino acids. Gene Ontology annotation, cellular component: plasma membrane.